GUUGCAUAAGGUUGCCGAGAAGGCAGCUGUGAGUGGAGGCUGUUUCAGCCCCGGUCCUCGGGUCACACGUCGCAUGUAACGCCGCGUCCUCCUCGCUUCGAUGCAGCGGAUCGCCAGUCUCGCUGCAUGCCGGGAGUUCGGCGGCCUCGCGGCGUGCAAGCCCGGGGUCUGCGCCUUGACGAGGGGCCCGAGCUGCAGCGGGCAGCCGGUCGUGCACCGGCAGUGGGCGGGUGUGUGUGCGCGUCCUUUCUCCGGGGAGCACGCAGCGCAAGGCCGCAGGCUCUGCAGGCGGAGGUUCGCGUUUGUGAGUCAGAAACACAGACUUUUCAGCACCCAGCCCGGAGCCGACAAGCCGGAGGGGAGCUCCGGUGGACAGCCCGAUAUCUCCGUGGUCGGCAUCCCUGACCCGCUCACAUGGAUCCGCUGUAAAGGCAUCAUGUUCCUCAUCGAACUGUACUUUGAGUUAGACGUCAACUCUGUAGAGUUUGACAGAGGAGUAAAACAGGCUUUGGUCCAUGUCUCCAAUGUGAUGUCCUGUGGCAGAUACCAUGAACUGAGAGGGGUCGUGUCCAAUGAGAUGGUAGAAUAUAUUGAGAAGAGGUGCCGGUCUCUCACCAAUGCUCAGAGGCAGCAGCUAGCUAUAACAAUGGAUGAUAUUAUAUUUGUGCUUCCAGAAGACGUGUCUGUUGUCUUUGAUCAAUAUGGUAGAAAGUUCUGCUUCAUCGUCAUGAGGUUUUGGCUCCUGUCAACACACGAAGGGCCCGAUGACCCAGAGGGCACAAAAAUCUUCAAAGUGGCCUCUAGUGAAGACAGCAGCCCGCAAAAGAAAAUUGCGACUGCUGUUUAUGAAUUCCACAGAGAGCUGACGAGGGGGGCCUCUCCUGACUGGACGGUCACGACUGUUUGGCACUGGCACUGGAAACUGGCGGAGGACGCAGCAGCAGACUAGUGUUCAACUGGAUUUAUUUAAGUAUGAAAGACUACGUUAAACUGGACAACAGUCAAAGUGAGCAGCAGACUGAAGGUGAACAUGAAAUGGGACCCAAAGCCAUAGCCACUGAAGCUGUGCAGACAACUCAAGACCUCAGAACUUUAUACAUGAAACCAAUCCUCCUACUUGAAGGUCAUCCUUUGAUCCUCAGAUGCCUUUAGUUCCUUCCUCCAGUGAUUUCACACUGUUGAAAAUGUUAGUAAUACAAGUCAAAGUAGGAGUAACACUCAUUAAGUGUUUUUAGCUAAAAUAUGGACAGCGCGAUGAGGUCACUGGAGGAAGACUCUCUUUUCCUCUGACUGUGUUUUCUGGAGCUUGACCUACAGUACGCAUGAAAGUUUUUGUCAUGGGAUUCCUUGGUCAUCUCUAUUAUAAGUGAUUAACCUUCAUUUGCUAAGGAAGACCAUGAGAUGGGGCUGAAAGCUCACAGAAAAGUAAGUAAAAUAUUGUUUCCAAGGUCAAAAAUGAACUUUGACACCCAACUCCACAUUGAAUUUGUUAAACCAAUAACCUGUAUCAAUAAAUUGUUUGAUUGUGACACCAAACUGUACCUCUAACCCUUUAAUUUACACAGGAAAUCUGACCCUCCCCAACACUCACAACCAAUACUUAUGAGAUCUCAUCUACACUGUACCAAUAACUGGCCACUCUGACAUUGCACUGAUGAACAAAGGGACUGUACAAAUACUAGACUGGUAACUUCAGCUGAACCACACUUGAACUAUACUACGACACCCUUUCCACAACAUGUCCAAAUAAUAUAGUACAACAUGUGUAACCGUGCACAGAGACAGAACUGUUGUCCUCUGCAUAUGGCAAAAUUUCUUUUUGAUGUAACUAUUUAAGAAACUAUUGACCUUAUUAAUUAGAAUUAAAUAAACAAUAAAUCCAUGGCAAGGAAAAAAAAUGAAAGUGUCCAAAUAGUCUCUAAGUUUGCAACGUUUCACACAACAGUUUCUGACCUC
Seriola dumerili (greater amberjack) is the source of this 1956-nucleotide messenger RNA. Its product is annotated as m-AAA protease-interacting protein 1, mitochondrial-like. The record is from RefSeq and is a predicted model, not a curated record. Gene Ontology annotation, biological process: protein insertion into mitochondrial inner membrane from matrix; inner mitochondrial membrane organization. Lineage: Eukaryota; Metazoa; Chordata; Actinopteri; Carangiformes; Carangidae. The coding region runs from base 101 to 949 and encodes 282 amino acids. Gene Ontology annotation, molecular function: ribosome binding. Gene Ontology annotation, cellular component: mitochondrial inner membrane. The transcript has 5 exons.